This is a messenger RNA of Thelazia callipaeda (thelaziosis nematode), 633 nucleotides long. The record is from the annotation of a GenBank genome assembly. Lineage: Eukaryota; Metazoa; Nematoda; Chromadorea; Rhabditida; Thelaziidae.
AUGGUCAACAUCCAAAAAGCAUAUUUUGGAUUGCAAUGCUUUUGGGGUGCUGAAUCAACAUUUGCAAUGCUGAGUGGUGUAUUGAAGACACGAGUUGGUUAUGGAGGUGGUAGUACGCCAGCACCAAAUUAUCGUAAUAUUGGUGAUCAUACUGAAAUAACGGAGGUGGUGUUUGAUGAGGAAGUGACUAGUUACAGUGCUCUUGUUGAUUGGUUUUGGGAUCACUGUGAUCCAACGAAAGAGUAUAAGAAGCAGUACAAAUCAGCAAUUCUUUAUGUAAAUGCUGAACAAAAAAAAGUGGCUGAAGAUAGUCUAAAAAAAAUGCAGGAAAAAUAUGGGAAUAUAAAGCUGGAUACUUAUGUGCAGGAACUGGAUCAAUUUUUUCAAGCAGAAGACUAUCACCAAAAAUACUGGCUACGUCGCAAUAAAGAAAUUUUGAAUAAAUUAAAUCUGAGUGAUGAAGAUGUGGUAACUUCAAUGUUGGCAGCAAAAGUUAACGCGUUUCUAGCUGGUUUUAAAGACUUUGAUCUUUUACAACUGUUGGCAGCAAGAAAUAAUCUAGAUGAAGAUGUUGUCAAAGCAAUCGAAGCUAUUGCCAUAUCAGGCGGAGACACAAGUGCUUGUCACAUAUGA